AUGCAGCGGCUAGCCGUGGUCAUCUCUGACAUGGGGGUGCUGCUUCGAGGGGUGAUGGCGCUGGCUCUGCUGUCGGCCACGGUGUGCACGUGUCCCAAGCCCUGCCACUGCUCCGAGCGCGGCGGUCAGACCAGCGUCCAGUGCUCGUCGCGCGACCUGCACGCCAUUCCGUCCGACCUCCCCGAGGACACGGUCAGCCUGCACCUGGCGUCCAACCGCAUCACGCGCGUGCCCAGCCAGGCCUUCGCGCGCCUGUGGCGCCUGCAGGAGCUGGACCUGUCGGGCAACGGCAUCGAGGCGGUGGAGGCGGGCGCCUUCCAGGGCGUGGCGGAGAGCCUGCGGGCACUCGACCUCUCCGACAACCGGCUGCGCACCGUGCCCAAGGAGGCCUUCGGCCGGCUCCGCGCCAAGAUCAGCCUGUCGGGCAACCCCUGGCACUGCGAGUGCACGCUGCAGGAGGUGCUCCGCGAGCUCCGCCUGGACGAGCACACGGUCAACGAGGUCAGCUGCCACACGGCCGUGCGCGAGGAGUUCGCCGGCCGGCCCAUCAUCCAGGUGCUGGACUCGGGGGUCAACUUCUGCAGCUUCCAGCGCAAGACGACCGACGUGGCCAUGUUCGUCACCAUGUUCGGCUGGUUCGCCAUGGUGAUCGCCUACGUGGUCUACUACGUCCGGCACAACCGGGAGGACGCGCGGCGACACCUGGAGUACCUCAAAGCCCUGCCCAACAGCUCACAGAGCAGCUCCAAGGACUCAGACACAGCCAGCACUGUGCUCUAG
Messenger RNA from Sardina pilchardus (European sardine), 780 nucleotides. Its product is annotated as leucine-rich repeat-containing protein 3-like. The record is from RefSeq and is a predicted model, not a curated record. Gene Ontology annotation, cellular component: plasma membrane. The coding region runs from base 1 to 780 and encodes 259 amino acids. Lineage: Eukaryota; Metazoa; Chordata; Actinopteri; Clupeiformes; Clupeidae. Gene Ontology annotation, molecular function: protein binding. The transcript has a single exon.